This is a messenger RNA of Brassica oleracea var. oleracea, 1547 nucleotides long. Its product is annotated as polyubiquitin-like. NCBI's taxonomy places the organism in Eukaryota, Viridiplantae, Streptophyta, Magnoliopsida, Brassicales, Brassicaceae. The transcript has 3 exons. The coding region runs from base 221 to 1405 and encodes 394 amino acids. Gene Ontology annotation, molecular function: ubiquitin protein ligase binding; protein tag activity. Gene Ontology annotation, cellular component: cytoplasm; nucleus. The record is from RefSeq and is a predicted model, not a curated record. Gene Ontology annotation, biological process: modification-dependent protein catabolic process; protein ubiquitination.
AAGAAGAAGCUUAUAAAAAAAACUACCAAACCAAAUUUUCUUUUUGAAGACUUCCCUUCCGCAUGGUCUCCCCCAUAAUUCAGUCGAAAAUGCCAUUAUCACCGAAGCAGUCAAUCUAUAGCAUAUACCUCAAUGGAACGCUCAAGAAAGAAAGUAAAAUUUUAUUUUCUCUUUAGAAUCGAAGGGAUCACUUGGGUGGAUACUUGAUGCGGUCCGUCAAAUGCCAAAUUUCCAGCAAAUGGAAUCAACUCUGUACAGCCGGAUUGGAGUUGGUUGUGGUAUGCAGAUCUUUGUCAAAACUCUCUCAGGGAGAACCUUAUUCACACUCGAAGUCGAAAGCUCCGACACCGUUGACAGUGUCAAGGAAAAGAUACAGGACAAGGUAGGAAUUCCUCCAGACCAUCUAAGUCUAACCUUUGCCGGUGAGCUGCUCAUUGCUAGCCGCACCUUGGAUUAUUACGACAUCCAUGAUAAAUCAACACUGAUGUUGAUUAGACAUGGUGCCAAGAUCUCUUUCAAUAUUCAGCAAAUGAAAAGGUUCGACUUCGAGUUUGAAGUCUCCGACACGGUUGAUAGUGUCAAGGCAAAGAUACAUGCCGUUGCAGGCAUUCCACCUUACAUGCAAAAACUAUUCUAUGACGAUGAACUGCUUAAUGGUGACCGUACGUUGGCUGGUGAAUGCGUCGGCGGGGAGAUAACUAUGCACGAGUAUCUUAGAGGUGAUAUGCAUAUUUCAGUCAAAUUUAUGGAAGAGAGAACCUUCACCUUCUAUAACUCCGACCACAUCGACAAUGUCAAGGCAAAGAUACGUGACGAGGUGGGAAUACCUCGUCACCAGCAAACGCUAACCUUUGAAGGUCAAUUGCUCGAGGGUGGCCGUACCUUGGCUGAUUACCGAAUCCGGAUGGACUCAACCCUGGACCUUAGAGAUGGUAGCAUGCAGAUCUAUGUCAAAACACUGACAGGUAAAGUCUUUCCCCUCUCCGUUGAAAGCUCUAAAACCAUUUACGAUGUCAUGGAAAAGAUAAGUGACGUGGAAGGGAUUCCUUCUUCCAUGCAAAGGUUAAUCUUUAAUGGUCGACAACUACAUUAUGGCCGCACCUUAGGUUAUUACAACGUCCCCAAGGAAUCAACUCUGUUCCUGGUGUUACGGUUCAGAGGUGGUGGUGGUGGUUUUGGUACAACCAUCACUAUCGAGCCAUUGUUGGGAAAAACCCUGAUCCUCAGGAUUGAAUCAGCCAGUAAUCCAAUUACGGAUAUUCCACUCCCUUCGCCGGCUCUCCCUAGUGGAGUGUCGUCUACAUGGUUGGAAUAUUUGUUGUCAUUUUUGAUCACCAUUAAAGGAUAUUCCGAAAAGUGGGGUCUUCGACUCUCAUGGGUUUUGUUCAGUCGGAUACGGAGGUAGUUACAUUCAGUUUAUAUUCUCUUGUUUGUGCUCUCCUAACGAGCCUUUAAUGUUUUUAAGAGUGUGUGUGUGAUCUUCUAAUUUUUCACUGUUAAAUAGAUGACAAUCAUUUGGUUUAUUUCUUAUCUUAUAUAUAUAAGAU